Sclerotinia borealis F-4128 is the source of this 744-nucleotide messenger RNA. Lineage: Eukaryota; Fungi; Ascomycota; Leotiomycetes; Helotiales; Sclerotiniaceae. The record is from the annotation of a GenBank genome assembly.
AUGAAGUUCCUAUGCCUACCCGGUGCAUACGGAAGCGCAAAGAACUUCGAAGCCCAACUCGGACCAAUUUGCCAAGAACUUACCUCGACAUCCCCCAGCACCUUCCAUUUCACCCAAGGCACCGUAAAAUGCAUCCCACCGCCCGGAUUCGAAACGUAUUUUGGGCCCGGCCCUCACUACCGCUUCGUAGAAUACGAUGGAAUAUCGCAAAACGACGUUCUGGAACGCGUGCGAGAUUUUCCCGAGGGAGAGAAUGCCGAAGAUGUACUGCGCGAACUGAUGCCCGAGGGAUCGGGCGACGUGCGAAGGAGCAUGAAAGAAGCUUUGCAAGCCGUGUACCAAACCAUGGAGACUGACGGUCCAUUUGAUGGGAUAUUUGCGUAUUCCGAAGGAGCAGUCGUAGCAUCUACAUUAAUACUUGACGAAGCGCGACGCUAUGAGGCCGAGGGACGAGAACCCCAGAUUAAAGCCGCGGUGUUUUUUUCCGGGUGGCCGCCUGUGUUGCCGGAUUCGAAUCAGAUGGUUUUGGUGGAUGAAUGUGAGGCUCUUAUUGAUAUUCCUACGUGUCAUGUGGUGGGAGCCGGCGAUCCGUAUUUACCGGGCUCGAUGGCUCUGUUUAAUGUUUGUAAUGAGGAUUCGGCGAGGUUAUUUGAUCAUGGGAAGGGACAUACUCUGCCGAGGGGUGCAAGGACUAUUGAGGAACUCGGAGGUGUUAUUAGGGAUAUGACGGAGGAGUGUGGAUAG